Molecule: messenger RNA, 4175 nt
Organism: Oryza sativa Japonica Group (Japanese rice)
Lineage: Eukaryota; Viridiplantae; Streptophyta; Magnoliopsida; Poales; Poaceae
Product: putative disease resistance protein RGA3
Biological process (GO): defense response to fungus
Molecular function (GO): ADP binding; protein binding
Source: RefSeq, a predicted model, not a curated record
CCAAGAGGACAGAGGCGGCGGCGGCGCAGAUGCUCUCCUCACCCCGUGUCGGCCAUAAGGGCGGAGCGAACACACCGGCGGCGAGGCGGUGAAGGGGUUGGAGGAGGCGGUCGAGCGGGUUCUCCCUCUGCAGAACGAUGGAUCGAGCCGAGCACCUUGAGCCCUUCUAUCCACAGGCGGAAGUGCAGUGGCUGGCGGCGCCUCGAUUUCCUGGUGUUGGAAUCGGUGGAGCAUGCCGUCGCAUGGAAUAACUUUGCUCAUGGUGGACUGUGGUAGGGUCUUCCCUAAAGCAAAGAGACGGAGUGCACUUGUGGGAAGAGAGCUUUCACAAACAAAUUGGCAGCAUAUACUCUUGUGGGAGAGAUAGGGAGUUUGUGCUCUAGCUGGCUGGUAGCUUCGAGGCCAUGAGCGGGGUUGGAGAGAUGAUUGUGAGUUCCGUGGCGAGACGGGUCGCCAGCAAGCUUGGCGACCUCGCAGUGGAGGAGGCCACUCUGCUGUGGAGGUUCAAGGAUGAUGUGAAUGACAUGAAGGAGAAGAUGAGAGAUCUGGUUGCUGUGAUGCAAGAUGCUGACGAUAAGGUGCGCCAAGUAGGAAAAGAUGGAGCAGUGGCACGGCGGUGGCUCUCCAAAGUUAAGUCCGUCGCCUACGACGUUGAGGACGUGCUGGAUGAAUUCGAUGCUGCUCAGCUCAUCAGGAACCAUCAAUCCAAGCUCAAGUUAUACUUUUCCUGGAACAAUCCGCUCCUCCAGAAAAUGACCAUAGCACGCAACAUGAAGAACUUGAGGGAUAAAAUAGUUGCAAUAGAAAAGGAUGGCAAGAUGCUCAAUCUUGUGCGUCAUGAACCACAUGCAAAAGGGAGUAGAAGCAACGAAACUUUUACUGUCAGUGAUGAUAUGGAGAUUGGAAUGCUAGGGAGGGAUGCUGAAACAGAAAAAAUAAUCAGCCUUCUAUUGAAAACUGAAGCCAAGGAGGAUAUCUCAAUUAUUCCAAUUGUUGGGCUUGGUGGACUAGGGAAGACAACCUUAGCCCAAGCAGUUUUUGCAGACAAAAGGGUCCGUGUCUUUGAUAUGAAAAUCUGGGUUUAUGUUUCAGAGGAUUUUGAUCUGCUCAAAAUUGGGAAAGCUAUCAUCAGAGGAGCAAACAGAAGUAUCAGCCUAGACAACUGCAACUUGCAGUUUGUACAAGAUAAUCUGAUAAAAGAACUUGCCAAUAGGAGAUACUUGAUUGGUCUAGAUGAUCUCUGGGAAGAAUAUGGAGAAAAUUUGGAAAAGUUGAAGCAGAUGUUACAACAUGGCGGCAAGGGUAGCAAGAUUAUAGUAACUACACGCAAUGGAAGUGUAGUGCAAGUACUACACACUGGUUGUCUUGCAAAUCAGCGGAAAAUAUGCCCUGUGCAUGAGGCCGAUCAUAUCAAUUUGGAUGUUUUAUCACCUGAUGACUGCUGGAAGGUGAUGAAGCAAAGAAUAUUUGGACCUGAUGAUGAUCAAAGUGGCUUAGAGGAAAUCGGAAGGCAAAUUGCUGGGAGGUGCGGGGGACUACCACUGGUGGCUAAUGCUCUUGGGCAAGUAAUGUCUGAGCAAAGGACCGUUGAGGCAUGGAGAGAUAUAAGAGACAGAAAGAUUGUUUUGGAUUUCAUAGUAGAUAAUCGGCGAGACACUUUGGAACGCGUCUUGUUGAGCUAUUACUACAUGAAGCCAAACUACAAAAUGUGCUUUACAUGUCUUGCAUCAUUCUCGAAGGGCUUCGUUGUGGACAGUGACCGCCUGAUCCUGCAAUGGAGCGCCCUUGGAUACAUUCAAGCAAGGCAUACUGGUCAAAGUUGUAUUGAUUAUCUUCUGGGGAUGUCCUUUCUUCAGAUUUCCAAGUCUUCAUCAGUUAGCCCAGUGCAUGCCAAAGCUCCACGAAAGCUCACCAUGCAUGAUUUAGUGUAUGAUCUUGCAAAAAUAAUUGCUGCUGAUGAAGUCCUUGUUAUGGAUGCCAACAAACCAACAACAUGGGACAAAGCUAAUGAGCAUUACUGUCGACAUGCACAGUUGGUCAACUACCAUAAGCGAACUGAGAUUUUUAAACAUAUACCCUGCAAGAUACGAACCCUCUGUUUUAGAGAAUGUCCUGAAAUGCAACUUCCCCGAAAAGCAUUCUCUCAAACCAGUUACAUACGUAUAUUGGACCUGAGUGGAUUGUCCAAUGAAGAGCAAUCUACUCCAAGCAAUCCAGUCCUGCCAUCUUCCAUUCGUCGACUGAUGUUGCUGGGGUAUCUUGAUGUCUCAGGCUUUCCUAUUAUAUCCCUCCCUAAAUCUUUCCACACACUUCAAAAUAUGCAGAGUCUAAUUCUCUCCAAUUGCUCUCUUGAAAUAUUGCCUGCCAACAUUGGUAGCCUCCAAAAACUUUGUUAUUUGGACCUAUCAAGGAAUAGUAACCUUAAUAAACUGCCGUCAUCAGUCACAGACCUUGUUGAGCUAUAUUUUCUAAACCUAUCUGGGUGUGCUAAGCUUGAAGAGUUGCCUGAAUCAAUUAACAACCUUAAAUGCUUACAGCAUCUAGACAUAUCAGGUUGUUGUGCUCUUCAAAAGCUCCCUGGUAAAUUCGGUAGCCUUGCUAAACUCUCAUUUGUAAACUUGUCAAGUUGUUCAAAGCUAACCAAACUUCCAGAUAGUCUUAACCUUGAGUCUCUAGAGCACCUAAUCCUCUCAGACUGCCAUGAGCUAGAACAACUACCAGAAGAUCUUGGUAAUCUUUAUAGACUUGAGGUUUUGGAUAUGUCUGACUGCUACAGGGUUCAAGUGCUACCAAAAACCUUUUGCCAACUUAAGCAUUUGAAAUACCUUAAUCUUUCAGACUGCCAUGGGCUGAUACAACUCCCUGAAUGCUUUGGUGAUCUCUCUGAGCUCCAGUCUUUGAACCUCACAAGUUGUUCUAAGCUACAGUCAUUGCCCUGGUCAUUAUGCAACAUGUUUAAUUUGAAGCAUCUUAAUUUGUCAUAUUGCGUAAGUCUUGAAAGUCUUCCAUCUUCACUUGGUGACCUUCGUCUUCAAGUCCUGGAUCUUACUGGUUGUUAUAAUAUGCAUGGCUUGCCAGAUAGUAUCAGUAAUAUGAGUAGUCUCACCCUGCUUAACACUGCUACAGGAUCAGAAUGUGUGUUUCAUAAGACUCAAAUUAUUAAAAAACAUUUAAAUUUGCCUGGCACUGUAGAACAUGAUGUGCAUGAGAUAGAAAAUGCUGAUUUCAGCAGUAUAGUGGAGCUUGGGAGACUGCGUUGUCGUGAGCUGGAAGUUAGACAUCUUGAAAAUGUUGAGCGGCUAGAAGAUGCUAGGAAAGCUAACUUGCGGGAUAUGGUGGAGCUUCGUUGGUUAAAAUUUUCCUGGGAACUUGGUGGCACAAGAAGUGUGGACAAGGAUAAAUUGGUGCUGGAGAACCUCAUACCUCCUCGGACUCUUGAAGAGUUUUUGUUGGAUGGGUACAUGUGCAAGGAUUUCCCAUCCUGGUUGACUGGCAUAUCCUCCUAUCUCCCUUAUCUCAUGUGCAUUAGGAUCUGUAAUUUAGCAACAUGUGAUUCUCUUCCUGCAUUUGGCCAGUUGCCAAACCUAAGACAUUUCAGGAUGAAUAACAUGCCCAGCAUUAGGAGAAUUGGCAAGGAAUUCUAUGGAGAGGAAGGAAACUGUAAGAAAUUAAGAGUUAUUUGGUUGGAAAGAAUGACUAACUUGGAAGAGUGGUGGACAACACGGUCCGGUAAAGAAGAUGAAGAGUUCUUAAUCCCUAAUUUACAUGUUUUGAAGGUAGAUAACUGCCCAAAGUUGAGUUUCCUACCAUAUCCCCCAAGAAGUAUGAACUGGUACUUGGACAGUAGCGACGAGGUGUUGCCAGAACGAGGAUUCAGGAGCCUUGUGUCUUCCACUCUUCCUUUUCGUGUGGUCAUAGGUAAUUGCCACUUUUCCCCUGACAGGUGGGGCAGACUUGCCACCCUUGAGAUUUUUGAAGUACAUCGUUGCAGCGGCUUGCGGACGUUGCCCGAUGUCAUCCAGUGCUUUCUCUCUCUUAGAGCAAGUUUAAUAGUAUAGCCAACUACUAGCUCCAAUUCAAUUAUAGCCAAUAUAAUAGCCCAUCCAUACAAUAGUUAUGUACUACACUAUUAAUACCUGGUCCCAUCUGUCAUACACACACUGCGUCUUGGAGUC